CCAGCAUUCUUAUCCUUUGCAAUCCUAAAAAAAAAGAUGCUUCUGCCGUUGAUAUUGGCCCGCAUUGUACCGGUCCUUGCAGCGCACGUCUCUGCAGAGAAGCACAAGAGGCAAGCGUCAAGGUGCAAAGCUAUUCCCGGCACCCAGGAAUGGCCGUCCGAGGAGCAGUGGCAGACAUUCAACACCUCACUGGGAGGUCGACUGAUUCGACCAACUCCUCCGGGUGCGAUCUGCCAUCCAGACCAGCCCUCUUAUAACGCCGAGCGUUGUGCUGCAGUCCAGGGCGGCGGCUGGCAGGGCUUUGCCCUCCACGUGAACGACCCGGUUUCCAUGAUGGGCAACACCUGGACGAACGACUCCUGCCUGCCUGAUCCAAGCCUUCCAUGCAGCGGCAGUGGGUAUCCAGUCUAUGUCGUCAACGCAUCGGAUGUUGAGCACGUUCAACUUGGUGUCAAAUUUGCCAAGAAGCACAAUAUUCGACUCGUAGUCAAAGCGACAGGACAUGAUUAUGUCGGUCGCUCUGUGGCGCCAAACUCGCUGUCGAUAUGGACGCACCACCUCACAGGGAUGCAGCACCACUCUGCAGGCAGUUUCAAACCAAAAUGUUGUAGCAACGACGAUGCCGUACACGGCGGCAGUGCGAUCACCGUCAAGGCUGGAUCCCAGAUGCAACAGGUCCACGAGUUCGCCAGUGGGUUCAACGAGGCCGUCGUUGGGGGCAGCGGAAGCACAGUAGGUGUGGGCGGGUAUCUGACUGGUGGUGGACAUUCUCUCUUGAGCACCGAGUAUGGACUCGCCGCGGAUCAAGUCCUCGAGUUGGAAAUUGUGACUCCGACAGGAGAUACAAAGGUGCUCAACGAGUGCAACAACGAGGAACUGUUUUGGGCGGUGCGAGGAAUUCGAACGACCAAGGGAGGAGGUUCGACCUUUGGUAUCAUCACUUCAGCCACCAUCAAAACAUAUCCGACGCCUCAGAUCAGCUCCCUAACAGUUGCUUUGCUACAAAACCCCGCCCUCCCAAACAACCAAACGGUCAUCUGGGACGUAUUAGCAUACGUUUUGAGUGAGAUGCCUCGACUAAGCAAAGCUGGAAUUUCGGGGUACUUGUAUCCCGUAGUCAACCUCACAGUCCCUCAGUUUGGUAUCGAUGGGCCCAUCACAGGAUUGUUCGGUAUCGUCACCAUCCCGGGCGGAAGUAAUGGCAGUGCCGCCAUCCCUUGGCAGCCCAUCGAUGCCUACAUCCAAGCCAACUGGCCUGGCUUGUUCCUGAACGUCAACCAAGUGGAGCAUUACAGUAGCUUUUGGGACUGGAUCCAGGGUCACUUUGACUCUAACCCGGUGGGCGAUAACGGGCUUGCCGGCAGCUGGCUUCUUGACGAACAAGCGCUCACUGGAGACCGGGAGAGGCUCAAAGAUGCCUUUCAGCACUUUGCGGUCCGGGGAUGGGCGACACUGCAUCUGGUCGCCGGCAAGGGCGUCAGGGAUGCAGAGCUGACAGGCGGCGGAAACUCAGUGUUGCCUGCUUGGAGGAGGGCUUAUGUCCAUGCCACUUGUGGAGUUGGGUUCCCGCCGCUGAAUGCAACUGCCAAAGCCGAGGGCAUCAAAGCAAUCGACCGAAGCGUGGCAGCCCUGAGGGAGCUCGCGCCGGACAUGGGAGCGUACAUGAACGAGGCAAAUGCAUACGAGCCAGACUUUCAGAGAGCUUUCUGGGGCUCAAACUAUGACCGACUACAGUCUAUAAAGAGAGCUGUCGAUCCAGAUGACAUCUUUUGGUGUCAUCCUUGUGUGGGGAAUGAGCGCUGGAGGGAAUUGGAUGGCAAGCUCUGCCGCGUUUGA
Pyricularia pennisetigena is the source of this 1836-nucleotide messenger RNA. RefSeq lists its product as uncharacterized. NCBI's taxonomy places the organism in Eukaryota, Fungi, Ascomycota, Sordariomycetes, Magnaporthales, Pyriculariaceae. The transcript is spliced from 5 exons. The annotation marks the transcript as partial. Gene Ontology annotation, molecular function: oxidoreductase activity; FAD binding. The record is from RefSeq and is a predicted model, not a curated record.